GGCCACACAACCCUGGACACUCAGGAGGCUGGAGCUGGGGGCCCGCUGGUAGUCACCCGAACAUCGGUGGCCUCCGCUCCCAUUGGCCGAGAUGAUGAGAGCAAGAUGAGCCAGGAGAAGAAAAAGAAGCCCAGUGGGAUCAUGCUGGUCAAAAGGAUCCUCAUGAAAGAGGGGGGCACGCACCAAGGCAUCGGAAGACCAAGCGUAUAUCAUGCUGUGGUAGUCAUCUUCUUGGAGUUCUUUGCCUGGGGCUUGUUGACAACACCCAUGCUAGUUGUGUUACAUGAAACCUUUCCCCAGCAUACGUUUUUAAUGAAUGGACUAAUUCAAGGUGUAAAGGGCUUCUUAUCAUUUAUGUGUGCUCCGCUAAUAGGUGCUUUAUCAGAUGUUUAUGGAAGAAAGUCUUUCCUUCUGCUGACUGUUUUCUUUACUUGCUUCCCAAUCCCCUUAAUGAGGAUAAGUCCUUGGUGGUACUUUGCUAUGAUCUCUGUAUCCGGUGCAUUCUCUGUUACUUUCUCAGUAAUUUUUGCCUAUGUUGCAGACAUCACUCAAGAACAUGAACGGAGCACUGCUUAUGGCCUGGUAUCUGCUACAUUUGCAGCAAGUUUAGUGACCAGUCCAGCAAUUGGGGCCUACAUCUCUGAAUUUUAUGGUGACAACCUUGUGGUCCUUGUAGCCACAGUUGUGGCACUCUUAGAUAUUUGUUUCAUCUUGCUAGCUGUGCCAGAAUCUCUUCGUGAGAAAAUGAGACCAACAACUUGGGGAGCGCCUAUCUCGUGGGAACAAGCUGACCCAUUUGCUUCUCUGAAAAAAAUUGGAAAAGACACUACAGUUCUUCUAAUUUGUAUAACAGUAUUCUUGUCCUACUUGCCAGAAGCAGGGCAGUAUUCCAGCUUUUUUCUCUAUCUAAGACAGAUCAUUGGCUUUAAUUCAGGUAGUAUUGCAGCAUUCAUUGCAGUUGUGGGAAUUCUCUCCAUUGUAGCCCAGACUGUAUUGCUGAGUAUACUAAUGCGGUCAAUUGGAAAUAAGAAUACUGUACUCCUUGGCCUAGGUUUUCAAAUGUUCCAGUUGGCUUGGUAUGGAUUUGGCUCACAACCUUGGAUGAUGUGGGCUGCUGGAGCUGUUGCAGCAAUGUCAAGUAUCACAUUCCCUGCAGUGAGUGCCCUUAUUUCACGUAAUGCUGAAUCAGAUCAACAAGGUGUUGCUCAAGGUAUGGUAACUGGUAUUCGAGGACUAUGCAAUGGUCUGGGUCCAGCGCUGUAUGGAUUUGUCUUUUUCCUCUUUCAUGUGGAGCUUAAUGGAAUAGUACCAGUGCCUAGUUCAGACAAACCUGAAAAUGAUCUAAGUGAUUCUACAUCGGUUAUCCCUGGUCCCCCAUUCUUAUUUGGUGCGUGUGCUGUUCUUCUCGCCUUCUUGGUUGCCUUAUUCAUACCUGAACACAGCAGCCAUUCAUCCAAAAAUACUAGCGGUGGGAAGCACAGCAGCAUGAUUAGCAGUACUCAAACUAGUAAUUCGGGUCGAGGGAGUGAUGAGGAUAUAGAACCCCUGUUGCAGGACAGCAGCGUGUGAACAUUGUUUUUUUUCUUGUUUGCAAAAGUUCCAUGAAGUGAAAACUAAAAGAAUGUACCAGGCUCAGUUACAGAAAAUGCUAAAGUAAUUUUUUUUUUUUUUUUAAACUGGAUCCAUUUUUAAAUGGAGACUGGCAUUAUUUUUGUCUUCAUUCUUGUAUAAAAUACCAGUUUACUACCAAUGCGGUGAAUAGGAGCUUGCAUGGGUAGCCAAAAUCUCCAGCAGGUCAAGCAGCUAAAGGUUUGAGAUUUGAAAUUUUUUUUUUUUUUUUAAUCUUGGUUUGGUCUAUUUUUGCUACCUCAGACCAUGUCAUUGCAUUAUAUUUUGUCUGGUGAAGAAAACUAGAUGUUGCAGUGACAGAAUAUCAGUCUCAGAAGGGUACCAUAUGCAAAAUGAGCCGGUGUUGACUACACCUUUCAGUGCCUGCAUUCAGAUUUUUAGUAGAAAGAUGGGUUAAAGACUUGGUACUGUCUUUCUUGCUGCUCAGUUUGAGGAACUGUCUUCUGCAGAAACCAUUCCUGUGAUUAAAAUACAACUAAGAAUUUCCAAACCAAAAUCAUCAGACAUCCAGCUUAUCUUUAGUCUGCAUUAAUGGAAGCAGCAAGUCAUUUUUUAUUAAUGCUGAUGCCACUAUUUAGCAAAGAAAGCUCGGUAACUAAUAUAUUAUUUUUUAGUGAUAGAGUAUGCCAUAUACAUCAGUUUUCCAUUCUCCCUCUGAACACCAUCCAUCCAUGUGCCUCCAGCCUCCUUUGUUAGGAUAAUAGCCCUGCAUUUGAGAAGAAUAGCGCAUGACUCUGAAACUACUCGGUGUGCAUGCAAGACUGCCAGACUGGGUGCAUGUAGGAUUUCACUGGCAGGGAAGGGCACAUAAUGAAACGUUAAUAGACUGUGUAGCCGCAACCAAAAUCUAACAUGCAUUGGGCUGCUGUAAAGAUCUGCACUGGUUUGAUUCAUUGGUCUUACAACCUGCAUAUAUCUGCCUGUUGGUGAUCAUUACCUGCAUUACCUAUGCACCAGUGGCUCAAUCCAAAACCAGCUUUUUUUUCCACAUGUCAUCAGGGAGGUAGAGGAGAAAAAAAGAAGAGGAUAGGCCUCAGUAUUGGAAAGCUAGAGCUGGAUACAUUGACCGAUAUGACCUUAAAUAUAUGAAACCUAACCCACACUCUGCAUCAGCAGUUAUGAAAACAUUGCCAGUCUUACUUCUGCACGAGAAAGUUAAGCAACCUACCGAACUGACAAAUGUUACAUGGCUCCAAAAACAUUCUUCAUUUAUUAUCAUAGGUGCAGGUUUGCUUUAGUACCAAGCCCCAAUAACCAGUCAAAUAUUUGCUUUCAUAAUUCUAACUGUGCUAGUCUGAUGAAAGCAAAUGUUUGAUUCUUAUGGGUUCCUGCACAUAUGCAGAGUUAAAUGCAAGUCAGUUAAAAAGGGUUACUGAGCACAGGGCAUUUCACAGCACUUCUUGUGCUUUACAGGAAGAAAAAAAUGGUUACUAUGUUUGUUUUUUAUAGGUACCAAAAACAGCAAAAUGCUUGGCAAGCCAGCUAGCAUCGACUCACGUCUCUCAGCGAAGGCAUAAAUGCUGUAGCAUAUCCCCAACAGCUCUUGCUGCUCACUGGUAAAGCAGUGGGUUCCAAGUCACUAACCCCUGGCCACAGCCAGUGCUGCCUGGCUUAGCUUUAGGCUAGUGGCACACAGGACUGGUUUUCCACCCAUGUAGAAACAAACACACACAGAAAAGUUAAUGUGCUUCCAUUCUCUCACAGCUGGAUUACAGCACAAAAAACAUAAUUAUAUACAUUUUCACACCAAUAUCUGCUACCUGUGAAUUCACAGGCUGAUGCAGUAUCCUUGAGUGCCCUUCUAUGCAGGUGGAGAAACUGCUCUAUGUGCCACUAGCCUUACACCCAUAUGUAGUAUAAGGCCCAAUGUUUGUUAAGGAUAGCAAUAACCCAUAGAAACUAAUAUGUUUGCAUUAAAACAGGUGAUCAGUAAAUGCUACCUGCUGAUUGGUUGCUAUGGGUUACGGCUCCUGGACAAACUUAGUGCCAUUUAUUACAUAACCCCACUUGUUUCUAAAUACUGAAACAUGUUGAAUCAAAUGUCUACAACUGUGUUGCUGCCCAUUCAACCAUAGUCUAGGACUGUGCAGGAACUGAGUUACUUUAUUUCUGUUAAAUGUUUUUCCUUGCAGUGCAAAAACAUUGUAAAUAAUGCCCUCUCAUUGAGUAGAACCCAGCCUUAAUUCUGUUACAAAUCAUAGCCUACAUAUCAUAUGUUCUUCCUUCAUUAUGUUAAAAGAAAAAAAAAAGUUUGUGCAGAUUGUGAUAGAUGGGUUUAGGCAAACGUCAGUGCUCCGACUGCUGUGCCAUUGCAGCUCAGAGAAUCUGAAGUAGAGCUGGUGAGCAGUGCCAGAAGUUCUGGCUUAUAAUACCAGGAGUGCAAGUUAGCUAUAUUCAGUGCUAUAUUAUUCUUGUUAAAUGAUUUGCAGUUUUAUUUCUCCACACUAAAACAUUAAUCAUUGAGCAUCUGAAAAAGGAAAAAAAAAAUCAGACAUACGUGUAUUUUUCUGGUGUAGACAUAAAUCAUUAAAAGACAGCUGAUAACUGAGCACGGCUUUUAAUGUUUUAUAUGUAGAUAUUUGUAAGAAACUUACUUUUCCUUAAAGAAAGGCUGUGUAUAUCUUGUAUUUAUAAUUGUAACAAGAUUCUUGACUGAAAAUAUACUGCUUUUAUAUAAAGGAUUAUCUAUGACAGAAAAGGAUUUUCUUUUCUUAAUAUAUAUAUUUUGAAAUGUUAUACCCUCAACAGAGAUAACAUACAUUUUGUAAUAUGCAUCUGGUUUUUAUGUUAACAGACUUCAUAAAGCAUAAUAAAUGGACAAAUUAUA
Messenger RNA from Xenopus tropicalis (tropical clawed frog), 4456 nucleotides. It is a transcript of the gene mfsd14bl, whose product is annotated as major facilitator superfamily domain containing 14B like. Gene Ontology annotation, biological process: transmembrane transport. Gene Ontology annotation, molecular function: transmembrane transporter activity. Gene Ontology annotation, cellular component: membrane. NCBI's taxonomy places the organism in Eukaryota, Metazoa, Chordata, Amphibia, Anura, Pipidae. The record is from RefSeq and is marked provisional.